Messenger RNA from Anopheles nili, 976 nucleotides. It is a transcript of the gene Fdx1, whose product is annotated as adrenodoxin-like protein 1, mitochondrial. The transcript has 4 exons. The record is from RefSeq and is a predicted model, not a curated record. Gene Ontology annotation, biological process: positive regulation of oxidoreductase activity; P450-containing electron transport chain. The coding region runs from base 335 to 832 and encodes 165 amino acids. Gene Ontology annotation, molecular function: 2 iron, 2 sulfur cluster binding. Gene Ontology annotation, cellular component: mitochondrion. Lineage: Eukaryota; Metazoa; Arthropoda; Insecta; Diptera; Culicidae.
AGUGUGUGUAUGGGAUUGUUUUGGCCGGUAUUAUUGAUAGCGCAAAAUUUCGUAAUUUUUUCAUUCAAAUUUAAAUCCGCAUUCUUGCUGAAGACUGGAACCACACAUGGUGAAUGGUGUCUUUCGUUUGAUAUAUUUGUUAAUCGGUCUCAUCCGCUUUAACAUAAUUUUCAAUUAUCCGGUUAUACAUUACUGAGAUAGACUACUCGAUUAACGUACAGACUGCUGCCAGUUGCAUGUAUAGUUGGAUCUCAGCCCAAGGUAUCGAAACAAUACAAUUUUCUGGUUCUUCGAAAUAAAAAAUCGCACCUUGACCGUGGUCAACGAAACAACAAUGGCUAUCGCUGCUUCCCUUCGCCACAUAUCCAAUAGUGUGUUCCAACGAUGGAUUUGUUCAAUCAUUCCUCGAAAUAUACACAGCACGAUUCAACUGCGACACGGUGAAUAUGAAUGGCAGGAUCCUAAAAGCGAGGACGAAGUAGUAAAAAUUACGUACAUUGAUAAGGACGGAAAGGAAACGACUGUACGGGGGAAGGUUGGAGAUAAUGUGCUUUAUCUUGCCCAUCGGCACGGAAUCGAAAUGGAGGGUGCCUGUGAAGCGUCGUUGGCCUGCACCACCUGUCACGUGUAUGUGCAAGACGAAUUUCUCGACCGCUUGACCGAGCCAGAAGAAAAGGAGGACGAUCUGCUCGAUAUGGCGCCAUUUCUGAGAGAAAAUUCCCGCCUCGGAUGUCAGAUUGUGCUUCAGAAAGAUCUGGAAGGGAUGCGUCUACAGCUUCCGCAAGCAACGCGGAACUUUUACGUGGACGGACACAAACCAAAGCCUCACUAGCCUAGUUCUGGUUGACUCGUUUUUACGUUAUGUUUCUUUUUUGUUAGUUACUUGUAGUAUCGCAAUCCAUCGAUAGGCGGGCUGUAGAGUAACAUUGCUGGGUGCAUCUGUUAAGAUGAAAGGGGAUGAUGUUAGAUUUGUGCA